This is a messenger RNA of Wallemia mellicola CBS 633.66, 1436 nucleotides long. Its product is annotated as alpha/beta-hydrolase. The transcript is spliced from 4 exons. The record is from RefSeq and is a predicted model, not a curated record. Gene Ontology annotation, molecular function: triacylglycerol lipase activity. The coding region runs from base 7 to 1407 and encodes 466 amino acids. Lineage: Eukaryota; Fungi; Basidiomycota; Wallemiomycetes; Wallemiales; Wallemiaceae.
CAUCGAAUGUUAACAAGAAGUGCUAGAAGUCGAUAUAAGCGUUUGAUUGGUGCAUUAUACAGACAGUAUACAGUUGAUUCAUCUAAAAAAACACAUAUUAUACACUCGUUGCUUAGGAAUCCCGUCAUUUUCGAACCAAUACGUAAACCACGUUCUCCGAUCGUGUUAUGCCAUGGUCUUUAUGGUUUCGAUGUUUGGACUCCUCCUGGUAUUCCGAAGCUCCAGUUACACUACUGGGCUGAUCUAAUGGAUAUUCUACGUAACAAAAUCGGCGCGGAAGUUAUAGUUACCGGUGUUCCAGGUACUGGCUCAGUUAAAGAGAGAGCAGACGCGAUGCACAAUCAACUCCAGAAUACAGUCAAAGGCAGAGACAUCAAUUUUCUCGCCCAUUCUAUGGGUGGUCUUGAUUGCCGUCAUCUUCUCACCCAUAUCAAUCCUACUGACUAUAAACCACGGUCGUUGACGACAAUAUCAACACCUCAUAGAGGUUCUCCAUUCAUGGAUUGGUGUGCAGCAAAUAUCGGAAUUGGCGCACAAGCGAUACAGGAUACCGCAGAUGCAAGCAGUCAACCACUGAGUGUUCCUUCUAUGCCACUCUCAUUAAAAUCACCACUCUUACAAGCGCAACCUACAACUUCAACAACUAACAUAACAAAUGAUCCUAACUCAGACUCAAAAUCUUCACUAUCUUCACUCCCUCAGAUUUCUUUACCGAUCGCAUUUACAUCUUCACUAUCUAGUUAUUUACUUGCAUUAUUAGACUCACCUGCUUACGCUAAUUUAACAACUGCAUUUACAAAUGGAAUAUUUAAUCCUCGAACACCGGACGUAGAAGAUGUAAAGUAUUACUCAAUAGCUGCUCGGCAUCCGGGAUUAGGUUGGUGGCAUCCACUUUUCCUUCCUCAAUUGGUUUUAGAAGCCUCUGCUAAAGCUAGUAUGAGAGAAGCAGAAGGUAAAAUCGGUGAUGAUUAUGAAGGUAACGAUGGUCUUGUUAGUGUCAGUUCAGCAAAAUGGGGUGAGUUCUUGGGUGUAAUUGACGGUGUUGACCAUUGGUGGAUGAGAGGAUCACGAGGGUUUCCAAAAGAUAACAAAGGUAGUGUUACGGAUGCGACAACUAAUACAAAACAACCAAUAAAUCAUAAAGAUUUAUACAACACCCCUGAAUCUAGUUGGCAGGAUGUCAACAAACAGAUUGAAAGUAAUUGGCGAGGUAAAGAAGAACAAAAUGUUGAUUCACAACAAUCAUCAGUUAGUGCUAUCGCUAGAUGGUUUAGUGAUCGUAUACCAACUUCACAAUCAAAAGCCAAUGAAGAUAAGGAAAAAUCAAUUGAAAAAUAUGAAAAUCACAUGGAUAGAGAAAAGUUCUAUAUAGCUUUAUGUCAUAAACUAUAUCAAGAUGGAUUGUAAAUUAUAUAAAUGAUAAGAGUGAAAUUUUU